AAAACUACAAAGUGAACGUGUUUGAAGUUUGAACAUGAUACCGUGAUCUUCCUGAAAAAGAAAAUUGAUAUUGCAGCAAUGUACUCAUUCGUGGUUCUCAACCGAUAAUUUCAUGCGAAAGUGCAAUGCAUACAGUAUACAGAUUCGGUUUGAAAUGGAUCAAUAUUCAGAUUGCACCCCAGAUGUUUGUUCAAAUUACUAACAGUGGGUGUUUUGGGUUAAACAUACUUUGGAGGCAACAGAGAGAAGCAGAUCAUAACCAUCAAUGAAAUGAAGCAGAUCAUAACCAUCAAGAAGUGCAGAUGAGUCAACUAAUAUUAUUUUUGUUAACCAUAGGUAUCUAGACACAGUCCUAUUCAUAUUCGACCCGAGUGUGUUAAAGGUUAAAGGUCUCUCUAAUAAUGUGUCUUCUAAGGGUUGAACUUUCAAUGGGUUCAAACAGUCAUUUUUAACCACUCCGACCUGUAUCCAUUACAUAUGAGUUGACUUAUAUGGUAACUUGUGACUUGUAACAUGUUAUACUAUAGAGUAUAGACAGACACACACACAGCACAAGCAUUGCUGAACUAUACAUAGGCCCAGUGACCACGUGACCCAACCUAAUCCUGCCAUCCAUGUUGGUCCCCUUUGUGGGUUCUAAACUCUCAUGAUGUUAACCCCCCACUCCCUCCCUCUCUUGAUUUCAAUAGCCUGCUGCAGAGUCUCAUUCUCAAACCAGGUUUCUGAGAAAAGCAAUGAAGAUCUUCAACUGGGUGCACAAGAGGUUCCAUAAUAACGCUCUCAAAGAUGGAUUUGCUUCAAACAUAAAGAAGACUGAACCUGUAAUGAACAAAGAUAGUCAAGCUUUGCUGAAACAAGUUGCCCUGACUGAUUUGCUAGGUGGUUGGAAAGAUGGCAUUCUAACCAUUGGUACUCUUGGCUAUGAUCCCCUGAAGUCCAUCAACCAUAACAAGGAAUACUUUGCUUUGGAAGCUGAACAUAAUGGACAAGGAGAAGGUGAUCAAGUGGAGCAUAAUGAUGAGGAAAACUGCUAUAAUGCUGAGCACGAGGAGAAUCCAUUGAUGCACACCACAUUCGAGCACAAGUUCGAGGAUGUAGUCUGUGAAAACCAUGAUGCUAAUGCUAGCAGCAAAGAGGAGGUGGUUAGGACCUUCAGUGAAAUUGUUGAGGUUCCAAUUGUGAUUCCUAAUGAAGUGAUGGAGUCAAACGAAAUUGUUGAGGUUCCACUUGUGAUUACUAAUGAAGUCAUGGAGUCAAACAAUGUGGAGACUGAUCAAAAGAAGAUGAAAGGAGAAAGGAUCACAUUAGCGGACCUCUUCCUGGCUGAUUCUGAUGUUAAGAUGAAACUUCACCCUGCAAAAGUCUUCCAUGAGUCAAGUGAAAAACCAAAGCUUAAAACAAAGCAUGGACUCUCUUUUGCCAAGAAGAUCAUUCCCCGUGUUAAGGACAAUGCAUAUCCAAUGAAAGAUAUCAAGAAACUGAUGAAGAAGAUGUUAAAGAGGAAAAUCCAUCCGGAUCUUGAGCUCAAGAAUCACAAAGCAGAAGGCCAGGAAGCCAGUGCAGCAGGAAUCAUUGAUAAUCACAUCAAUGAAGGCAACAACUCAAUGUGUGUUCUUCCAAAUUAAGGUACUCGCUAGCUAGUGUUGAACUCGGGGAGUGUCUCUGUUUAUCUGGACAUGUAGAUUGUUUAUGAUACGUAUAAGAUUUAAUAUUUAGGUUUUCUUGGUGUCGCUUAUGACCAAUGCAUUGAACCAUGUGAUUCUGUAAUUUGUGUUAUCCCUUUGUAUCUGUUGGCUAUAGUUUGACGUGAGGACAUGUCUCUGUUAUCUGUUCCUGUGGAUGAAAAUUAUUUUGGCAAGCCUUUAUGCA
This is a messenger RNA of Lotus japonicus, 1869 nucleotides long. RefSeq names its product protein TILLER ANGLE CONTROL 1. The coding region runs from base 735 to 1625 and encodes 296 amino acids. NCBI's taxonomy places the organism in Eukaryota, Viridiplantae, Streptophyta, Magnoliopsida, Fabales, Fabaceae. The record is from RefSeq and is a predicted model, not a curated record. The transcript has 5 exons. Gene Ontology annotation, biological process: morphogenesis of a branching structure.